CCCAAGAUGGCGGCGGGGCCGUGCCGCGGGCGCUGAGGCGGCGCCGGGACCAGGACCGGGACUGGCACCGGGAGCGGGAUCGGGAGCGGGAACGGCACCGGGAGGCGGGGCUGGAGCGGGAACAGGGCGGGCCAUGGCCGCCGCCGCUGCCGCGCGUUGAGGCCCCGCCGCUCACCCGGGUCGGGAUGCCCCGGGGGGGGCCCGGGCCGCCGCCGGAGCCAUGGAGGAGGAGGGCAAGAAGGGCAAGAAGCCUGGCAUCGUGUCCCCGUUCAAGCGCGUGUUCCUGAAGGGCGAGAAGGGCCGGGACAAGAAGGCCCAGGAGAAGGUGACGGAGCGGCGCCCGCUGCACACCGUGCUGGUGGCACCGCCCGACCGCGUGGAGCCCGACCUGCUGCUCCACGACUACAUCGAGAAGGAGGUCAAGUAUUUAGGGCAGCUCACGUCCAUCCCGGGGUACCUGAACCCCUCGAGCCGCACGGAGAUCCUGCACUUGAUCGACAACGCCAAGAGAGCCCACCAGCUCCCGGGGCAGCUGACCCCAGAGCAUGACGCUGUCAUCAGCCUCUCUGCCUACAACAUCAAGCUGGUGUGGAGGGACGGGGAGGACCUGAUCCUCAGGGUGCCCAUCCACGACAUCGCCUCCGUCUCCUACAUCCGGGACGACUCCGCACACCUGGUGGUGCUCAAGACAGCUCAGGAUCCCGGCAUCUCGCCCAGCCAGAGCCUGUGUGCCGAGGGCUCCAAGGCGCUGACGUCGGGCUCGCUGUCGGAGAGCGCAGGGGGGCCCCUGGAGUGCUGCUGCCUGGUGGUGCUGGCCACAGAGAACAAGGUGGGUGCUGAGGAGCUGUGCUCCCUGCUCAGCCAAGUCUUCCAGAUCGUUUACACCGAGUCCACCAUCGACUUCCUGGACCGCGCCAUCUUCGACGGGGCCUCGACACCGACCCGGCACCUGUCCCUGCACAGCGAUGACUCUUCCACCAAGGUGGACGUGAAGGAGCCCUUCGAGGCGGAUGCCAGCACUUUUUCCUUUGCAGACACGCUGGAAGCAGGGGACACGUCCCCGUCCUCCUUCUCUGCGCGCCCGUCCCCACACGUCACCACGGCCAGCGAGAGCGAGCUCAGCACCACGGCCACCGAGCUGCUCCAGGACUACAUGAUGACGCUGCGCACCAAGCUGUCCUCGCAGGAGAUCCAGCAGUUCGCCAUGCUGCUGCACGAGUACCGCAACGGCGCCUCCAUCCACGAGUUCUGCAUCAACCUCAAGCAGCUCUACGGGGACAGCAGGAAAUUCCUGCUCCUGGGCCUGCGGCCCUUCAUCCCCGAGAAGGACAGCCAGCACUUCGAGAACUUCCUGGAGACCAUCGGCGUCAAGGACGGCCGCGGCAUCAUCACCGACAGCUUCGGCCGCUACCGCCGCUCGCUGGGCCCCGCCUCCGCCUCCAACGGCACCGCCGCCGGCAGCUCGGACGAGCAGUCCGUGCCCUCCGAGGAGGACGAGUGGGACAGGAUGAUCUCCCACAUCAGCAGCGACAUCGAGGCCCUGGGCUGCAGCCUGGACCGCGACUCGAACUGAGGCAGCCCGGGAGCUGCUCCCGCGGGGCACAGUCACCCCCGAGGGGACCCUGGGACACAGGGACACCCCUGGGGGGGACAGAGUCACCCCUGGGACACAGAGACACCCCCGGGGGGGACCUGGGGCUGCCCCCUGUGGGGACAUGGAAUGUGGAGCUGAUCCCAAGGUGAUCCUGGGACAUGGAGCUGCCCCUGGAGGGAGCCCAGGACACAGAGCUGGGAUCACAAGGUGAUCCUGGGACAUGGAGCUGCCCUCGGAGGGGACAUGGGAUAUGGGUUUGCCCCAAGGGGACUCUGGAGCUGACCUUGGAGCAGGACAUGGAAUAUGCAUCUGCCCCAGAGGGCUCUGGAGCUGCCCCUAGAGGGACCCCAGAACAGGGAGCUGCCCUCAGGGGAAUCCAGGACACAGAGCUGCCCUUGGAGGGGACAUGGGAUAUGUAUUUGCCCCAAGGGGACUCUGGAGCUGCCCUCGGAGCAGGACAUGGAACACGGAUCUGCCCCAGGGGGACUCUGGAGCUGCCCCUGGAGGGACCCAAGAACACCAACCUGUGCCCUGAUGGAGAUGCUGGAAGAUGGAGCUGCCCAUGCAGGGACCCCAGACCCCUCCUGUGGGGGUCCCACGGGGUGUCUGCAGUGCCCCAGCCCCCUGAACAGCUCCAGGGGCUCCAGCUGGGACGUGGGCACAGAGCUGGAUUGAGGUUUUGGGGGCAGGUCUCCUCCCAGAGGGACAGAUCUGCUCCUGAGGGGUGUGCUGAGUGUUGGGAUCUGCUCCCCCUCCCCAGUUUACAGUUUGCACAGCGGCUCCCCCAGAAGUGCCCCCCCCAAAUGAAGUUUUACCACAAUGUGAA
Zonotrichia leucophrys gambelii is the source of this 2420-nucleotide messenger RNA. RefSeq names its product CCM2 scaffold protein (gene CCM2). The coding region runs from base 221 to 1573 and encodes 450 amino acids. Lineage: Eukaryota; Metazoa; Chordata; Aves; Passeriformes; Passerellidae. The record is from RefSeq and is a predicted model, not a curated record. Gene Ontology annotation, biological process: vasculogenesis; heart development. The transcript has 10 exons.